Aureobasidium pullulans EXF-150 is the source of this 2256-nucleotide messenger RNA. RefSeq lists its product as uncharacterized. The transcript is spliced from 3 exons. NCBI's taxonomy places the organism in Eukaryota, Fungi, Ascomycota, Dothideomycetes, Dothideales, Saccotheciaceae. The record is from RefSeq and is a predicted model, not a curated record. Bases 1 to 2256 code for a protein of 751 amino acids.
AUGGUCGGCACACGCAAUCGCCCCAAGGGUUACGAUAAGCCCACCCAAAGCUCCAUCAGUAAGCAACAGCCCCGCAAGCGCCAGAGUGCUCAGGACGAAUCUUCCGAAUCUCCCCCCAGGAAGCCGCCCCCCAGGCCUCCUGGAAGGCCUUCUAAGGCGCCAGCUAAGGACCCUGUCGACUCGGAUGAGUACAACGAGCCGGACGAGGCCGAGAGCUCGAGGGAGUCUGGCGAUGCAAGCAACUCAGAAAACUCCAGCAAGUCCCAGGAUCCGGCUGAACCCGUUGACUCCGGCAAGCUUGGAAAGAAAGCCGCAAAGAAUCUCAGAAGGAAGAUGAAGAAGAGAAGCAAAAAGUCCCCUGGUGAAUCGGACGCUUCCGAGGAGUCGAACAAGGGUGAGAAGCCGCCUGCAAAGGCAAAGCCUAAGAAGAGAGGAAGAAAGCCCAAGAAUAAGACAGGGCAAGAGGACACCCCGUCCGAAAGUGACGACGAAGACCAGAACGCCGAUUCGGGUGAGGCUCGUAGGCGCAACAGACCACCCAACAAUGCCCCCAAGGCCGCAAUUGCCUUCGACAAAGUCUGGAGAGAAUACCUAACGGAGCACUUCAUCAACAAAGACGAGAAGUUACGUUACACAAGAAGGAUCUUUGAUCUUUUGGAGAACAGCUCACUGCGCCAUCUGCCGCCAGAGUUGGCGGGUGCUGAGCAAGCCCAGCGCCAUUGGGAGGCGCUGCUUCUGCCGGCCAACCGAGCCCUUAACACCUUCAACAAAUCAGCAGCGUAUCGCAUAACCAAGCGGAAAGCCUGGAACUUUGAAAUCACCCUUAAUCCAAACAGAACAAAGAUGCUCGAUCAAGAAAACAAGGUCUCUGCGAUGCUCUCAUACGAUGUCAUUCCGUCGACGAAUGCCGAUCUAGCCUGCAAGGUCGCAGAGGAGUUCAGGGGCUUAAUGAAUCGAUGGCAUCUACCCUGGCGGGUUGCUGGUGGAGGUGCCAUUAGAUCACUUCUUCUCGAAGCCGCCUAUCGGAACGUCGCAGGAACAACCAUUGCGUUUUGUAAAGGCCCUAAUGGCGUCACCGACGGGAUCGGUCUGGAGGCUAGAUCUCUCGGCGAAGAAGGAGAGAUCCUUGAGCACAAGUUCAGCAUCACUCAUUCAAAGAUUCCCGAGGAUUUCGAUAUCGCAUCAGUCCCGGAUCCUAUGCCUGGUGUAAGAUGGGGCACGUCUGUCACCCAUUCGGACGUGCCAAGAAACUUUAAGCCCAAAAAGUUGCCCAAGGGCUGGACGGAGAAGAAAUGGGCUGCUGCAACGAAAUUCAUGCUGUUCUUUGAAAACGUUUUCGGCUCAAAGAAGUCUACGAGAGGCACUCCAGGUCAUCUGUACGGAAGAAGAAGACUGUUGUGCGCUUAUCUAAGACCUGAUCACAGAGACUACCGUGUCGUUCCUUCGAAUUCCGUGCUUAAAGACCUUGGCUUCCAACAGAGCGAUGUUGCUAGCUUCUUCAUGUCUGUUAAGUCCACUCUAGCUCUUCGUGUGGUGCUCGCCUUAGAUAUUGGUUACAAGACAUACAGCUUGAAAGCCGACCCUCGCUACACGAUCCUCGCUGUUGCCGAGGCAAUCGACAUAAUAAAUCAGGAGAUUUCGGAGGGCGUCCCCCCUACAGCGGGUUGUGUCUGCACGAAAGCCCAGUGCAAGUUCGAAUUCCAUCCUUGCGCGGUUUGCUUAGACCCGGCGCUUUGCUCUACCCUGAUCUACAACUCUGAUGGAGUUAGAGUGUGUCCAGGAUGCAUCAGAACCACCAAGGACGUUGAUAAAUUCGCAAAGGCUAUUAUUAGGGAGCGGCUGCGCUGGCUCGUUCGUUAUGAGGCCAUGCAAUUAGGUCGUGAUCACAAGAACGAGGCCCACGAACGUCUAAAGACAAAGUGCAUUGACGAGCUUUGCGUAACACUUCCUAACCAGUCAAACGGACCAGCCUAUUGCGAUGCAUUCGCAGACAACGAGGUUGUUAUAAUCCCCGAGGAGAUGGCAACUACUGGUCGUAGGAUGCAUCCUAACUCCAUAAGCAUCGACGCUAAGCUGCUCCGCGUGCACGCUGAAGGCAUCGGCUUAAUGGGUCACGCUCCUAGCAAUGUACACAUAACUCGCGCCUCCAUCAACAGAGCGAAGUUCGUAUGGCCUCCAGGAGUUCUCGCACUGCUUACGCGUUGGAUCAAGGAUGCUAAAGGUCGACAGGCAUACGCCCAUAAGUUCAUGCAUUAG